Molecule: messenger RNA, 537 nt
Organism: Lactuca saligna
Lineage: Eukaryota; Viridiplantae; Streptophyta; Magnoliopsida; Asterales; Asteraceae
Source: the annotation of a GenBank genome assembly
AUGAGUAGCUUUAAGAAGGGUUUGAAAUUAAACAUAAAAGAAGAUGGAGAAUUAAUCAGCUGUGCUGAAAGAUUAGUGCAAUUCCCUCCUACACCUCCAUCAGCCCUCAUAGGAGGCUACGAAGAUCGUUGUGCUGGACUAUUCCAAUUUCUUUACCUCCCAAUUGUUGCUUCUUCCACACUUGAUCAAAUGAAGUUUAUUGCUGCAACUAGUUUUCAAAUAAUCCCUGCUGAUACCCAAUAUCAUACAGAAGUGCAACUUAAUUUCCAGAAAAGAAGGGGCCAUGGAAUCUUUUCUUUGUUACAUCCAAGGUUCAGCGGUGUGUUAGGCGAAGGUCUAGACUUGGCUGCUAGAUGGAGCAGGGAUGUGAUAACUGUUGAGAAGGUUGUUUUGGAACAAAGCAAUAGCCGGUAUGAGCUUCAAGGCGAAUAUGUGUUGCCCGGGUCACGGGCUGGAAAAGAAACAGGAAAAGGGAACUUACUAAGAAGAGCAAUGACUGGUCAUUUAGGGAGUGUGAUAUCUUCUAUGGGUCGCUAG